GGUACUAGACAUAGCCAACAUGCAGUUAGCUAGUGAGGUUGGUCAGUUGGUUGUGUGUCCCGAUAGUUCGGGGUCUGGUUACACGAGUAAGGGACAGAACAGUGAAGAUGGUAUCCCUUUAUCAACUGCUCUUGAGAAAAUUGAAGCUGUAUUUUCAGAGCAGUCUAAUUGCUGUCUUGCUACUAAUGGGUCAACCGCGUUACGUCAGAUUCUAGUGCCAGAGAUAAAUAGGAAACUCCAGGAGCCUCUUCCCUCCUUUCUCUCUCAGUUCUUUGACCUACAGAAAGAGCUAGCCAAGAGAUCAAAUAACGAGUUCCAACCUCACAACCUCGUGGAGCUUUGUGAAUGUCUUGGAGUCGAUUGUCCCAAUGAUGUGUCAGGUGCUGAAGAGAUUCCAAUAAUGGCUAAAGCAGCUCAGAAGAUGCUAGUACAAGGUCAUGUUUUUGAAUCGCCCGAGACAGUUCAGCAAAGCUAUUCACAUACCAAUCAAGUCAAUCCUGAUAAUGUAUGUGAUGGUUGUGUUGUGAGGCUGAGGGGUCUUCCUUUCUCUGCUGAUCAUAAUGAUAUUGCUUUAUUUUUGUCUGGACUCAAUAUCAUCCCUGGUGGAGUGGUUUUUAGUAUUAAUCCUGUCGGAAGGAGAACUGGUGAAGCCAUUGUUGUCCUUGAGGGUGAGGAUCAGGCACAAUUUGCCCUUCAAAGGGACAGACAUUACCUGCACCAAAGAUACGUUGAGGUUUAUGAAGCCAGCCCUGAUAAUUUCUUUCAAUUCUGUGAUACCACUGGAUCCAGUGAGAAGGUAUUCACAGUUCGUAUGCAAGGAUUACCUUAUAGAGCUACUGAAUCUGACAUUAUGGAGUUCUUUCAACCAGAGGCUCCAGUCAGUAAUGAAGCUGAUGGUAUAUUAAUUGUUCGUUAUCCUGAUGGUAAAGCUUCUGGCGAUGCUUUUGCUGUAUUCUCAUCUGAGGCUCACGUGGAGGAGGCUCUCAAGAAACACCGCAACAACUUAAUGGGCAGAUACAUUGAAGUGUUUCAUAGCUCACUCAAGGAAUUCUUAGUGGUUCUGAAUAAGUCAGGGACUCCAGAGCAACUUGACAGGUUUGCUUACCUCAAUACUGAGUCUGGAGGAGGAGGAGGAGGAGGAAGGGGAGGAGGAGGAGGGAGUGGUGGUGGUGCAUCAAAGAGAGGAGGAUCAGAAAAGAACUGUGUUAAACUGAGAGGACUCCCUUGGGAAGCAACACCUGAAGACGUCAUCAGUUUCUUUGGUGACUUGAACAGAAGCAUUGAGCAGCAGGGAAUACACAUGGUGUUGAAUGCUCAGAGUCGUCCAACUGGUGAUUGUUUUGUUCAAAUGACAUCAGUGGAUGCUGCUACCAGAGCUGCCAACGAACUGCAUAGGCAAAACAUUGGUCGUCGCUACAUUGAAGUUUUUCAAGUUUCUGGUAAUGACGUGACGUAUGCUUUAAUGGAUACCGGAGGUGGUGGUAGCCGCCCUGGAGGUGGCCACGCCUAUUAUGGAGGAGGUGGAGGAAAUAAAAGAAAGAAGGUUUCAAGCGCCGUCGUCAAAGCACGUGGACUACCUUUUAAUACCAAAGAGUAUGACCUGGUGGACUUCUUUGCUGAUUUCAAU
Molecule: messenger RNA, 1627 nt
Organism: Amphimedon queenslandica
Lineage: Eukaryota; Metazoa; Porifera; Demospongiae; Haplosclerida; Niphatidae
Product: epithelial splicing regulatory protein 2-like
Exons: 13
Molecular function (GO): RNA binding
Source: RefSeq, a predicted model, not a curated record